Molecule: messenger RNA, 902 nt
Organism: Aspergillus ruber CBS 135680
Lineage: Eukaryota; Fungi; Ascomycota; Eurotiomycetes; Eurotiales; Aspergillaceae
Exons: 2
Coding region: 257-793 (178 amino acids)
Molecular function (GO): RNA nuclease activity; RNA binding
Source: RefSeq, a predicted model, not a curated record
GAAGGAUCGGAAGUCAACACACAGAACCCUCUCGACCGCGAGGCUCAAUCGUGUGAGCUUAGCAAAGUCAAGCAUAUGCUUUAUUUGAAUAAAGCUAAGAUGGAAUGAAUCUAUAAGAAGGCUUUUUUAUACCUCUCAAUCUAUUUAUCACUUUUCCAACAUCAUCAUCAUCGUCCGCUUCUACAGUCAUCACUCUUCAACGCCCUUCAGCAACAGUUUCAAAUACUUCCAUAUAUUUUUGAGUUUCCCAUUCAUAAUGUUUUUCAAUCUCAAGUCUGCAUUCCUCGUGGGCCUCGCUGCCACCGCCUACGCUUCACCUAUCCUCCCAGUCGACCCGCUGGCUCCCCAGGAUAUCGAAGCCCGCAGUAUCGAAGCCAGAGCCCAAGCCAAGGACGUUGACUGCGGUGGCAGACAGUUCACAGCACAAGACAUCAAGAGCACCAUUGCAACAUCAAAAACAGCCCAAGAUAAGCAGUACAAGGACAGCAGUUACAAAUUUCCCAAGCCGUAUGGUAAUGGCGAGAAAUUUUUCAACUCGCCAAGUCAGCUUUAUGAGUAUCCUCUUAUGAGUCCAACCUUCACUGGAAAGGGCAAAUAUGAGAUCUAUCGGGUUAUUAUGAACGAGAAUUAUAACUACAUGGGCUCUCUUUAUCACAAAAGUGAUGUGAGUAACAGCUUUCAUAAGUGCGUCAAUGUGGAGGAUCAGGAGAAGGAAGCAAAGAAGAACGAGAAGGCGGAGCAGAAAGAUGACAAGAAGGUGGGAAAGGGGAAGGGAGGUAAAAAGGGUCAUUAAGAAACAAUAUUUGUUUUCAUUCUUAGUCAAUGGAUUUGGUGUUGCGGAAAAAAUGUUUGUAUAUAUCUACACUUGAGUCUUAACUGGCGUCAAUGGAGGUAUGAAGGAU